Molecule: messenger RNA, 2045 nt
Organism: Enhydra lutris kenyoni (northern sea otter)
Lineage: Eukaryota; Metazoa; Chordata; Mammalia; Carnivora; Mustelidae
Product: sestrin 3
Exons: 10
Coding region: 216-1715 (499 amino acids)
Biological process (GO): positive regulation of macroautophagy; cellular response to L-leucine; cellular response to leucine starvation
Cellular component (GO): nucleus
Molecular function (GO): oxidoreductase activity, acting on peroxide as acceptor; L-leucine binding
Source: RefSeq, a predicted model, not a curated record
CCGGCGCUUCGGCAGCCGCCGCGGUGGUCACCUCGGGCAGCGCCGCUCGUUCUCGGGCAGUCGCCUCCCAUCCCGACAUUCCGCCCGGGGGAGGCUGAGGCUGAAGCGCAGCCGGCGGCAGGGGGACGGUCCGACUCCGCAGCGGCGCGGGCGGCCGCAGUGAUACCCGGCCCCGGCCCCGCCGUCCGUCCUCUCCUUCGGCGCCCGCAGCCACGAUGAACCGGGGCGGCAGCAGCCCGUCGGCCGCCGCCAACUACCUGCUCUGUACCAACUGCCGGAAAGUGCUGCGGAAGGAUAAAAGAAUCAGAGUAUCUCAGCCCUUGACAAGAGGACCAAGUGCCUUUAUUCCAGAGAAGGAAGUUGUCCAAGCGAACACAGUGGAUGAGCGUACGAACUUUCUUGUGGAAGAGUACUCUACUUCUGGCCGCCUGGACAACAUCACGCAGGUCAUGAGUUUGCACACUCAGUACCUGGAGUCUUUCCUGCGGAGCCAGUUCUAUAUGCUGCGCAUGGAUGGCCCCCUUCCUCUACCACACAGGCACUACAUCGCGAUAAUGGCUGCAGCUAGACAUCAGUGUUCCUACCUAAUAAACAUGCACGUGGAUGAAUUUUUAAAGACAGGAGGUAUUGCUGAGUGGUUGAAUGGUUUGGAAUAUGUGCCGCAAAGACUGAAAAAUCUUAAUGAAAUUAACAAGCUGCUCGCACACAGACCCUGGCUGAUCACAAAAGAGCAUAUUCAGAAACUUGUCAAAACUGGAGAAAAUAACUGGUCUCUGCCCGAGCUGGUACACGCUGUAGUCCUACUGGCACAUUAUCAUGCUUUGGCAAGCUUUGUUUUUGGUAGUGGCAUCAAUCCGGAGAGAGAUCCAGAAAUCUCCAAUGGAUUCAGGCUAAUAUCAGUCAACAAUUUCUGUGUUUGUGAUCUCGCCAACGAUAACAACAUAGAGAAUGCAUCCCUUACAGGCAACAACUUCGGGAUUGUCGAUUCCCUAAGUGAGCUAGAGGCCUUGAUGGACAGAAUGAAGAGACUUCGAGAAGAGAGGGAAGAUGAAGAGGCAUCUCAGGAAGAAAUGACCACUCGUUUUGAGAAGGAGAAGAAGGAAAGUCUUUUUGUGGUCUCUGGAGACACUUUUCACUCCUUUCCACAUUCAGAUUGCUCAUUAUUGUCCUCAGAUUUUGAAGAUGACAUGAUUAUAACAUCUGAUGUCUCCCGAUAUAUUGAAGACCCUGGUUUUGGGUAUGAGGACUUUGCCAGACGAGGAGAAGAACAUUUGCCAACAUUCCGAGCUCAGGACUAUACCUGGGAAAAUCACGGGUUCUCCCUGGUGAACAGACUUUAUUCUGACAUUGGACAUCUUCUUGAUGAGAAGUUCCGCAUGGUCUACAAUCUCACCUAUAACACUAUGGCCUCCCAUGAGGAUGUUGACACAACCACGCUGCGCAGAGCUUUAUUUAACUACGUUCACUGUAUGUUUGGAAUCAGGUAUGAUGACUAUGAUUAUGGAGAAGUUAAUCAAUUACUUGAACGAAGCCUGAAGGUUUACAUUAAGACAGUGACCUGCUAUCCGGAGAGAACCACCAAGCGCAUGUACGAUAGUUACUGGCGUCAGUUCAAGCACUCAGAAAAGGUUCAUGUGAAUCUACUUCUAAUGGAAGCGCGGAUGCAGGCUGAACUCCUUUAUGCGCUUCGUGCCAUAACUCGGCAUUUGACCUGAUAGCAUCAUCACCCAGCGAACAUGUCCUACGUGUGGAAAGACCUUUUCACACAAGACACACAUCAGAAGCUGUUUGUGAUGUAGCAUCAAAAAUUUUUCAAUUCUCUAGUGGCAAAGUUUAGCCGUUCUUUCUGGCGGCUGUAAUGUGCAAUGACGUGUUUUCUUUUUCUUGAUGCUUAACAUUACUAACAAUUGCAAAAAUAAUACUGAGGAGCACUACUUUGCAUUGUUUUAUAGCUGGAUUUUUUGGAUACUGAUCAUAAAUCAUGAACCUGGUUUAUAUUAAUGCUUAACUUCAGCGCUUUGGGGUUUGUACGUAUGUGUAUUCUU